ACACUCUCUUUUCUCUUUGCUUUUCUUCUUUCUCCCUUUUCCUCUAUCACUUUUCCUCCCGGUCUUUGUUGCAUUCACUGCCAUUACUUUUCUCUCUCAUUCUACACGCUCAUUUUGCCUUGACUUUUUUAUUUUUUAUUUUUUUUGUACAACUCUGGGCUAUUGUUUAUCAUUGCCCACUCUCAUCCACCCAAAACCAUGCCUGUCUUCGUUGCCACUGCAGGCGGUGCAACUGCCACAACCAUAGCUACAUUGGGUCGUUUCCAUAGCUCUGCCAAAGGAGAUCAGCCCUUCGUUUCAACGGGUCGCCAACGCUCAUCCAGUGUUAAUAGUAGACUCUCCUCUUCGUCUGCAACCUCAAUUCCUGAUACUGCUCCUAUGCACUCGCUCUCUUCAAAGAUCAUUGCCAUGAGCAUUGAUACUUUGAACAAAGGCGUAUACCAACAAGAACAGACUAUCUUUCAACGUGAUUUGUCAGCUUCAAAAUCAGAGAGCAUCAACAGGGCUCAGCAACAAUGUUUAGAAGAUGGUUUCGAUCGGAUACUUCAUCUUCCAAUAGCAAUAGACCAUAAUGGCAAUAAUAGUAGUAAUAACAACGAUCUCAGCCAUGGUAGUGCCUCACAGCGAUGGCUGCCACUGUCAUCGCCCACUGACCAGAACUGUGAUCUUCCAGCGGAAAAUGCGCCAGCAAAUGUACCUAUGAUCUGUACUGGACGAAGCAGGAGCAACACUCUGACAACUACAAGCACAGGCGCAGUGGACGUGACAGCAGCAUCCAUCUCAAAUCAAUAUGACCACAUUAUGAGACCUCGCAGGUUAUCGCAAGUAAAUCGCCCCUUGGGGCAGAUCGCUCAGUCCUCACCUGCCAUUCCUACUCUGAUCUUACCUCAAGUGUCCUCAGAUGGAUCAGUGACAGCGCCUUCGCAUGUACAUUCACACUAUCCACCAGAUUCAAUUUUACCACAGUACAAUGAUAUUGAGGCAGCGGCUGCUAGUAGCAAUACCAGAACACUAUCUAACACUCAUUGGAGUAAUAUCCAACUUGGCUUUUUACCUCGGAUUGUGCUAUUGAUCGGCAUCUUCUGUAUGUCCUUGGGUGGGCUCUAUCUUUUGGCUCAAGUCUUACCUCCAAUGUCAUUACCGAAAUCCAUUGACGAUGUUAAAGUGGAUGCAGCUAUCCUUCAGGAGUUCGCAACGGCCACUUACGAGGGUUGGUUAAGAACAUUUUGGGUCUUUAGUGCGGUCUAUAUUUGGAAACAAUGUUUUGGGAUCCCAGGGAGCGCUUUUCUGAAUAUUCUGGCAGGAGCAUUGUAUGGACCCUGGUUUGGAACAAUUUUGACGUCGCUAUUGACGACGCUUGGUUCAGUUUUAGCCUACUUUAUGUCUUUCUUCUUAAUGGAGCCUAUCUUGAACCGGUAUGCGUCAAGUCGCCUUGACCAGAUGCGUCUUCAGGUCCAGAAAAAGACAAAGCAUUCUUCUUCAAAAAAGAAAUCAAUGACAGGCUCAACGGCCACUUCAACAGCGGUUCAAACUUCAAUCAACAUUCCAUCGUCUUUGUCUUCCGAUCCAGAGAUUUCAAACAGCCCCCCUACCCAGUCUUCAAUUCAACAAGCAUCGCUUCGCACUCGAUCAUCCUCAUUCAUCCUCCGAAAGACGGACUUGACUACGCAGGAUUUAUCGUCGUCAACCCAUCCUUAUCCUGACCUUGCUAACAUUGCUACUCGGUAUAACAACAAUGAGAUCCAGGAACACGAAGCUUUACUUAACGAGGGAAAAGAAAACGAGGAUUCGAUGCUAUCUAUUGAUCAUCAGGAACAUGUUAUCAAAGAGCAUGAAACCAAUAGUGAAGAUGACGAGGAUGAUUCAGAAGGAACCAGUUUAUUCAUGCAGCUUCUGUUGAUUCGCCUUUUCCCUUUGACGCCCUAUUGGUUUAUCAAUUUGGCCAGUCCCCUUGUCGGCGUACCAGUUAUUCCAUUUAUGACCUCCAUGUUCCUCGGAGUCAUGCCCUACAAUUAUAUUUGUGCCCAGGCUGGAGCCAUUUUGAGUGAAAUUCAUGAGCUACGUGAUAUUUAUCAACAGCCUUGGAUUCUCUUUCAAGUAGUGUUUGUGUUGUUGCUUUGCACCGUGGGGGUUCUAGUGAGCAAGCGUUCAAAGAAGAACCAACAGGAAAAAGAGCAACGAAAGAGCCGCACAAGUGAUGAAAGGACUGACGAUGAGACAACACAUCGUCUUCUUCGACCGGAUUUUGAUGAUGCAGAGCAGCACCGCCACGAACGCAGACGAGACGAAGAGCACAUGCAGGACAGCAUUUCCAUGUCCACUCUGGGACAUGGGCGUCUGCAUGAUCUAGAAUCAAAGAGAAACGAGUCUGCUGUUAUUGACAUGGGUGCCUACCGUUACUAGCGUAGCAUUUUGUUUUUUUAUUUUUAUUUUCGUUUUUAAUUUUUAAUUAUUGUAUUGUAGCAAUAUUCACAGCCCUUGCCUAAUGGUGGUAAUAUACCCUUUUCAAUUCUGUCUUUGAG
This is a messenger RNA of Lobosporangium transversale, 2522 nucleotides long. RefSeq lists its product as hypothetical. Lineage: Eukaryota; Fungi; Mortierellomycota; Mortierellomycetes; Mortierellales; Mortierellaceae. The record is from RefSeq and is a predicted model, not a curated record. Bases 199 to 2403 code for a protein of 734 amino acids. The transcript has 2 exons.